AUGUUUAAGAACUCAAGACUACCCCUUCAUUUAUAAGUUUUAAUAUUUAAAUAAAUAAUUUUUUACAUUUUAUUUAAUAUGUGCUUUAUAUUUAAUUUAAAUAAUUUUUUCGAAGGAAAGGUUUGCUUUUUUUAAAUUUAUUGUCAUUAAUUAUUAAGGGGCAUCUUACUCCCCCAGCCUCCAUAAAGCGAACAGAAUUUUUGCUUGCUCAAAGAGGGGCUUUUAUCAAAAAAAUUAUUUUUCAAAAUUUAAGGCCUCAAUUCGCAAAAAAAAUUGGAAAAUUAUUUAAUUUAUAUAUUAUGCUUUAGAAUGCAUAUUUUAAUUUUAACAGAGUUCAUUAUAUAAUUAUAACUUAUAUAUCAAAAUAUUUUUUUAAAAAAAUAAUAUUUACAAAAAAUUUUUUCCUAAAUAGGAUUUUCCCUAUAGGUUUGCUCUCUCACGAGUGGGGAGUUAGAUAAAAAAUGGAAAUUAAAUCAGCCAUUAAUUAAAUAUAUAUUACAUCAACAGAUGGUAAAGCAAAGACCUAUUAAAAAAGCGAAAACAAAGAAUGGGGUAAAAGAACCUCAGCUUCCUAUUAACAUCUCUGUAUCUUCAGAUCUAAUCAAUCCUUACAUCGAGCGAAACCGAGAAGAAAUUUUAGAUGCUUGUAGGUUUAAAAACUUCCGAGUCAGUCUACCCGAAGAAGAUGGCUUUUUCCUGCCUCCUAACUAUAUCUAUACCCACCAUAUGGAUUUUCUCUAUAAAACUGACUCUCCAGAAGACCCUCUUUCGCCUAGCGAAAUUUCUGAAUACUGCAAAUACGCUGACGACCUUAUGACCAGUUUUCUCGAUAAUGCUCCUGAUUAUCAUCUUACCUUAAACGUUCUAAACUACCCCCUUUCUCGAACUGUUACUAUCGGUGACAUGAUUAACGCUAUAAAAAUAAGCCCUUAUAACAUAGAAUUCAAAAGUUUCCUUGCUGACUACGAAUAUUCUACUAUCAAUAAGCUUACAAAGCGGCCUAAAGACGAAGAACUAAUUAUGGAGACAAUUAAUUAUUUAAAACGAGGACUAUCAAUUAAAGAAACUUAUCAAAAAAUGAGGGAUAGAGUUUCAUUAGAAAGGGUCAGAGAAAUCCAUAGAAAUUACAAGCUUGAUGGAAAAAAAUACAUAAACAGGGUCUUAAAGAAAAAAAUUUCUAAGCUUCGGCCAGAACAUAUAAGCUUCUUAAAAGAAAUUUCUGAAGACCCGAGGAAUACUGUGCUUACUGGGAGGGAAAGGAAAUUGCUACUUUGCCAUCAUUUUGGGAUUAAAAUUAGGACUGAUGAAGUAAGAAGGGCACUCAAAGAUAUGGGAUAUAGUAUGAAAAGGGUCAGAGGACACGUGCCUGAAGCUGAUAGGAUUUCUCAUAAAAACGCCAGGUGUAGGGUGGUGCAACAGCUGAUUUUACUGCAAAGGGAGGGGAAACAGCUUAUUAGUAUUGAUGAAUGUCAAGUAAACAGAGGAGAAACUGCUUACUACGGCUGAUCUAAAGAAGGCCAAAAAGCUAUGAAUAUCUGUGGAAGAAAAGGCCCCCCUCUCCAAAUUGUUGUAGCAUGCAGUUCACACAAGCUGCUAGGAUAUAUGGUCAAACCUAACAAAGUAAACGAAUUCGGCUACAAGCAUUUUUUGCAAGCCAUUAUUGGCAAACUAAAAGAAAUGGACGAAAAUUACAAAGAAAAAUAUUUUUUGUUUAUGGAUAAUGCUUCAGCUCACAAGACAAAGAUGAUUAAAGAUUUCUGUGAGCUAGAAGGGAUCACUGUGCUGUGCAAUGCACCUAUGACACCUCAGUUAAAUCCAAUUGAAUAUAUCUUUUCUAUGUUUAAGAAUAACUUGCGAAGGCUGCCUAUGAGUGAGCAUAAUGAUUUAAUAGAAUUUAUUUAUCACGCUUUCAGAAAAAUCCGGUCAAGGCACAUUUAUAAUACCUACAUUCAUGCAAUCAGAUCCUAUAAGCCAGCCCUGAUGUUUGAGUCCAUGCACGAUCCAAGAGGUCACAGUAGAGUAGAGGCUCACAUUAAAUUCGCGGGAAGGCACGUCAAAACGCUGAUUAAUUUUGCGAAACUUCAGACAUAA
Molecule: messenger RNA, 2091 nt
Organism: Blepharisma stoltei
Lineage: Eukaryota; Ciliophora; Heterotrichea; Heterotrichida; Blepharismidae
Source: the annotation of a GenBank genome assembly